Molecule: messenger RNA, 1173 nt
Organism: Talaromyces atroroseus
Lineage: Eukaryota; Fungi; Ascomycota; Eurotiomycetes; Eurotiales; Trichocomaceae
Product: Mannitol-1-phosphate 5-dehydrogenase
Exons: 1
Coding region: 1-1173 (390 amino acids)
Biological process (GO): mannitol catabolic process
Cellular component (GO): cytosol
Molecular function (GO): mannitol-1-phosphate 5-dehydrogenase activity
Source: RefSeq, a predicted model, not a curated record
AUGGGUAAGAAAGCAAUCCAGUUCGGAGGCGGCAACAUUGGCCGUGGCUUCGUUGCAGAGUUCUUGCACCAGUCUGGCUACGAGGUCGUCUUCGUCGAUGUCGUGCCACAGGUUAUAGAAUCGCUGUCCAACAACAAGUCGUACAACGUGACCGAAAUCAGCGAUGAGGGAGAAAAGACCAAGACAAUCACCAACUAUCGUGCCAUCAGCUCCAAGACCGACGAGCCAGAGGUCGUCAAGGAGCUUGCUACUGCUGAUGUUGUCACCUGUGCUGUUGGGCCAAACGUAUUAAAGUUCAUCGCUCCUGUAAUUGCCAAAGGCAUCGACGCUCGUGAAGCUGAUCGUCCCCUUGCGGUCAUUGCCUGUGAGAAUGCCAUCAAUGCCACUGACACUUUGCGAGGACACAUUGAAGGGCACCUUGACAAAGCUCGUCUCGACACCCUCCUGAAACGUGCUAGAUUCGCCAACUCGGCUAUUGACCGAAUCGUCCCAAAUCAACCCGCAAAUGCAGGACUCGAUGUUCGUAUUGAGAAAUUCUACGAGUGGGUAGUUGAACAGACUCCAUUUGGUGAAUACGGUCAUCCAGACAUCUCCGCCAUUCACUGGGUUGACCACCUCGAGCCUUACAUUGAACGCAAGCUCUUCACUGUGAACACUGGUCACGCAACUGCUGCUUACUAUGGCCACAAUGCUGGUAAAAAAACAAUUCAUGAUGCCUUGGCUGAUGAGAAGAUUCACAAGGCAGUUCACGACGCAUUAGAUGAGACUGCAGCUUUGAUUAUCAAGAAGCACGGCAUCUCCAAGGAAGAGCAGAAGGAAUAUGUCGAUACUAUCGUUCAACGUAUCUCCAAUCCUUAUCUCGAGGAUAUCGUGGAACGUGUCGGUCGUGCACCACUGCGCAAGCUUUCUCGCAAGGAACGUUUCAUCGGACCGGCUGCCCAGUUGGCUGAACUCGGCAUGAAGUACGAUGCUUUACUUGGAUCCAUCGACAAGGCGUUACGAUUCCAGAAUGUUGAAGGAGACGCUGAGAGCUUCGAGCUCUCAAAGAUCCUGCAAGAGAAGUCCGCCGCUGAAGCUACUAAGCAACUCACAGAACUCGAAACCGACCACCCUCUUUACAGGGAUGUCCUGAGGUUGGUUGAAAAAGUCCAGUCAGAAUUCGAAUCAAUGUAG